Molecule: messenger RNA, 3216 nt
Organism: Eucalyptus grandis
Lineage: Eukaryota; Viridiplantae; Streptophyta; Magnoliopsida; Myrtales; Myrtaceae
Product: proline-rich receptor-like protein kinase PERK8
Biological process (GO): protein phosphorylation
Molecular function (GO): protein kinase activity; ATP binding
Source: RefSeq, a predicted model, not a curated record
GGAGGAAGAGAGAGAGAGAAGACAACAGCUAGGAUAGUUGCACACUGUUCAGCUGCCUUGCCCCGCGAACAUGGCGAUGAUUUUACAAUCCUUUUCUCUUUCUUCCACCUACAUGUGAAAAGGACUCCGCCCCAAGUCGCCCCCACGUUGGUGUCCCCGCAUAUUCCGAGGCUCUCUACACGACUCGGCCACCAUUUCUUUCGCCCUCCCUCCGACCAAGGAGCUUUCUUCUCCUUCUUGUCCCGCACGGGAAUUUCAAGAUUCCAGGUUCCCCCGCACGAUAAGUUCGACCGGGGCAGUAGAAAAGGUAAAGGCUUUGCUGAGUUUCGUCGAUUUGGCUGAUCUGGGCUCGCUGCAUUUGCCCCGUCUUGCACUCUGGUGAUCUCAGGGGAGUCGCAUCUGGAUCUUUUCUUGAGUGGGUAGUUCGAGGUGGCGUUUCUUGAUCUGCUUGCUGCUCGGGAUUUUCGAGUCUGUUCGUCUGGGUUUUCCUCCCAAGGACGCGUUUUCUGAGAAAAGGUCGGUAACUGGCGUUGUCCGCGGUUGACUUCUGAGGCUGGUUUUCGUGGAGUUUGGAGGAGAGCAUGAUUAGAUCGCGCUUGCCCCUUCGGUUUGUUUGAUGCAUUAGUGUUUGUUUAGUUUAGUUUAACUGGGAAUAUUGGGAGCUUUUGGUAUUGCUGGUGUUGAAAAUCUUUGGAGAUGAUGGAGUAGCACUUGGACAUUUCGUUUCUGAGGUGAAAGAUGGCAUCUAAAUCGCCUUCUCCAACUUCUUCUCCUUCCUUGGCCUCGCCUCCAUCCGCCACUCCCUCCAGUUCUUCGGCUAGUCCGCCCCCGCCGGCGGCGGCGGCGGCAUCUCCACCGCCCCAGUCUCCUUCCGCACCACCUCCUUCGCCACCCCCAUCGCCGCCGCCGCCAACAGCAGCGGCUUCACCGCCUCCGUCGCCUCCGGCAUCUCCCCCGCCCUCGCCUCCGGCAUCGCCCCCGCCAUCGACUCCGGCAUCACCCCCGCCAUCUCCCCCGCCAUCACCCGGCCGCCCCUCCCCGGCUGUGAACUCGCCACCUCCUCCAAAUGUGCCAUCGCCCCCACCACCAACCGUGAACGCCCCUCCCCCAGCCUCCCCGACGCCUCCGGCAGCGACUCCGCCCGCUUCGCAGCCUCCUCCUAGUCCCCCUCCUCCUCAGGCAGUUUCGCCAGCAACGAGUCCUCCUUCAGCCCCAUCGUCAAAAUCUCCACCUCCUCCACAAGCGAAGUCACCAUCGAGUUCCCAUCCGCCUCCACCACCAGCUAGUCCUAAAACUUCUCCAGCUCCAACAGCAAAUUCACCACCAGCGGCCACGUCACCUCCUUCCUCGUCUUCCUCUCCACCGCCGUCACCUCCUCCUCCUCCUCCCAGCAAUUCAUCGGCAGCUGGAAGUCCGAAUUCAUCACCAUUACCUUCCAUUCCCACAGAAAAGCCAACGGCGAGAUCUACUAAUGGUACAAAUGCAUUGGCGAAUUCCACAUCCACGGACACGGGGGGGCUAAAGACUGGUGGAGCCGUGGCGAUUGGCCUGGUAGUUGGGUUCCUGGUUCUGAGUCUUCUUGUCAUGGCUGUGUGGGUUGCGAAGAAACGGAAGAGACGGGGUCCUCAGUCAAAUGUUGGAUACAACAUGCCUUCUCCCGUUGCCUCCUCCCAAAACUCAGAAUCAUUAUUUUUAAAGUCCCAAUCGCCAAUUAUGCCAGUAGGAAGUGGUUCUGGCAGCAAUUUCAUGUAUUCACCCUCGGAGCAAGGAGGCAUGAACAACUCAAAGUCAUGGUUCACAUAUGAUGAGCUAGCUCAUGCGACUGACAAUUUUUCAGCCCACAAUCUUUUGGGAGAAGGUGGAUUUGGUCGUGUAUACAAAGGUGUGUUGGUAGAUGGAAGAGAAGUUGCAGUGAAGCAGCUUAAGAUUGGCAGUGGACAAGGAGAGCGAGAGUUUAGAGCAGAGGUCGAGAUCAUUAGCAGAGUGCACCACCGUCAUUUAGUUUCAUUGGUGGGAUACUGUAUAUUGGAGCACGAUAGGUUGCUCGUCUAUGAUUAUGUUCCAAAUGACACCCUUCACUACCAUCUCCAUGCUGAAGGCCGGCCUGUUAUGGAUUGGGCGACUAGAGUGAAGGUUGCUGCUGGUGCUGCUCGUGGAAUAGCUUACCUCCAUGAAGAUUGCCAUCCCCGCAUAAUACACAGGGAUAUAAAAUCCUCGAACAUCCUUCUUGACAAGAACUUUGAAGCUCAGGUCUCAGAUUUUGGUCUUGCAAAAUUAGCAUUGGAUUCAAAUACACAUGUUACAACACGAGUCAUGGGAACCUUUGGAUACAUGGCUCCAGAGUAUGCAACUAGCGGAAAGUUGACUGAAAAAUCUGAUGUUUAUUCCUUUGGGGUUGUUCUUUUGGAGAUGAUUACCGGACGCAAGCCUGUAGAUGUCUCUCAGCCACUUGGUGAUGAGAGCCUGGUUGAAUGGGCCCGACCAUUGCUGACUCAAGCACUUGAAGAUGAGGACUUCGAGGCAUUGGUAGAUCCGAAGCUACAAAAACAGUACAUUGAAAGUGAGAUGUUCCGAAUGAUAGAGGCGGCUGCAGCUUGUAUUCGGCAUUCAGCCACAAAAAGGCCGCGUAUGAGUCAGGUCGUUAGGGCUUUAGAUUCAUUGGACGAAUUGUCAGAUCUCAGCAAUGGAAUGAGACCAGGGCAAAGCGAAAUCUAUAAUUCAAGAGAGCAGUCUGCGCAAAUCAGGAUGUUCCGGCGGAUGGCAUUCGGUAGCCAAGACCAUAGCACUGAUUUUUUUGACAGAACUCACAGCAGCUGGAGGAGUCGUGGGUCUACUACUGAUCAGAGUAUGUAGUCAGACUCAUGAGUCCCGAAACGAACUGGUCCCAGGGGUUGAUUCUCAGGCAAGUACAAACAGAACAACUAGUUCCAAGCGAUGCUCAAUUGUGAAAACCCAACGCGGGAUUAGGAGCCGUUUAUUGCAUCUCCUGGGAAUGAGGCAACACCCCUGUAGAAUCUCGUGAACUACAACAUUCUUUAUCCCGCCGUUUUGCUCUUCCUGCUCCGCGAUGAUUUUGUUAGGAAGGGCCGUUUAUUGCUUAGAGUGUUUGGUUCAGCAUUUGAUUUAGCAAUUGGUUUUAUUGUAUUCAUCUUUAAUUCAUGUUUAUAUAUAUAUACACAUACACAUGAGCUCUUUUGCUGAUUCUUGCAUUGUUCA